Molecule: messenger RNA, 3503 nt
Organism: Kogia breviceps (pygmy sperm whale)
Lineage: Eukaryota; Metazoa; Chordata; Mammalia; Artiodactyla; Physeteridae
Gene: GOSR2
Product: golgi SNAP receptor complex member 2
Biological process (GO): vesicle fusion; intra-Golgi vesicle-mediated transport
Cellular component (GO): ER to Golgi transport vesicle membrane; Golgi apparatus; late endosome membrane
Molecular function (GO): SNARE binding; SNAP receptor activity
Source: RefSeq, a predicted model, not a curated record
GGAAGCCGGAAGGGGAGCUGUGAGGACGUGUUCCCUGGAAGCCAGCGCGGGACCUGGCGGGGCCGGCAACAUGGAGCCGCUGUACCAGCAAACGCACAAGCAGGUCCACGAGAUCCAGUCUCACAUGGGGCGCCUGGAGACAGCCGACAAGCAGUCUGUGCACUUAGUAGAAAAUGAAAUCCAAGCAAGCAUAGACCAGAUAUUCAGCCAUCUAGAGCGUCUGGAGAUCUUGUCCAGCAAGGAGCCUCCUAACAAAAGACAGAAUGCCAAACUUCGUGUUGACCAGUUAAAGUAUGAUGUCCAGCACCUGCAGACUGCUCUCCAAAACUUCCAGCAUCGGCGAUACACAAGGGAGCAGCAGGAAAGACAGCGAGAAGAGCUUCUGUCCCGCACCUUCACCACUAAUGACUCUGACACCACCAUACCAAUGGAUGAAUCACUGCAGUUUAACUCCUCCCUCCAGAAAAUUCAUCACGGCAUGGAUGACCUCAUUGGAGGCGGGCACAGUAUUCUGGAGGGACUGAGGGCCCAGAGACUGACCUUGAAGGGGACCCAGAAGAAGAUCCUCGACAUCGCCAAUAUGCUCGGCUUGUCCAACACAGUGAUGCGGCUCAUCGAGAAGCGAGCUUUCCAGGACAAGUACUUCAUGCUCGGUGGGAUGGUGCUCACCUGUGUGGUCAUGUUCCUUGUGGUGCAGUACCUGACCUGAGCCAGCCAGGCCCCGUGGCUGAACAACGGUCCCACGGCGUGAGAGUGUGUGUGAGCGUGAGUGUGCAAAGAGGGGGGGCCCAGGGGCUGCCUUCUGAAAUGUGUGCCCAUCUGAACUGUGAAGACCACUCAGAAGUAAUUGUGACCUGUAACCUGGUGGGAGUUUCAAACCUCUUGUUUUUUGUGACAUCUUGGAGGGGAAACUUGUGCUGCCGAGGUGUGGUGCUUAGGAGUGAACGAGGCGUCUGUUCUCACUCAUGCUCGCUCACCCUCACGGGGGCAGGAAGAGAUGCAGGGUAAGGGAGGCCAGGGAGAGGGGAGGGAGAGAACGGCCUUGCUGGUUUUUGUCCUCAUAGCCGACGUGCACCUGGGAAGGCUUUGACGGUGAGCUUGCAGGCAGGACUGUCUGCUCUUUGCCAUCCACUGGCCUUUCUGGCUCCUAGUAGAGAGAUGGUCUAGAGCGGAAGCAAAGGGAGGAGGGGAAAGAGGCCUUCUUUUCCUGCACCCACUACAGUAGGUGGGUGCUCAUGUUCUUACUACUAGCCACCUUCCCCCAACACCCCUCCAAAAACUAAUGACGUGCCAAUGACUGUUAAUACCUGUCAUCCUUCCCCGGAAGCAGCUACCUAGAGGAAACAGAGGCAUUGGCGCUGUUGCUGAUAGCAAGAUUUUCCACAUCACAGUUGUUGGGUGUUUCUCCUUUCUAAAGUAAGGCCACUGUUAACUCCCUGGGAGUGGUCAGUCUUCAAACUGAAGACCCUAGUCACCGAUUUUUUUCCCACUGGUUAAUGGUUGGCUUUUAAGACUGCAGCCUGGCACCCGUGCCCAGGCUUUGGUGGGUGUUUGCCCCUUAUCAGGUAGCUGUGAGCAAAUGUUAGUGAUUUGUCUUUUAUAGUCUCAUCUCUAGUUUUAGUAUCUCUAAUUAAUAAUUGGCUCUCUUCCCUUCCUUGAAAUAUAUUAGCAUCUGCCAGCCAAGCCUCCAUUCUGCCCAGCCAGUAUGGGCACAUGCCAUCCUAGAGACGUCUCUGGUGUGUAUGUCCUUGUAAGACUCUGUUUUCAGGGACCAGGACCUUUUUCCUUCUCAGACCAACCCUAGAUUAAGGCUGUAUCUGUAACCGGCGUAUUGUGGAAUUUAUUGUAAAGCCCGUCUGUUCAAGGAGACGAAUCACUGAAAGUACCAGAAAGACCUGGUUAGCCUGUUUUUUCAUCUGUCACAGGCCCUACAAGCCCUAGGCUCAGUAUGGCAAGACAUAAAUAACACUCACAGUUUCCCAGAGGAACUGUAAACCUGGUCAGUAUUAACCCCACCUUUGACUGUCUUGCCCUGCCUACUUCCUGUCUUUGUUUCUUGUUAUUUGGACUAUCUUCUGUCAUCUUUCUCUUUUCUCUGUUUUCUCUUCCACCUCCCUUCUUUACCCCACCCCCACCCCCACCUGUUUCUCUAGCAGUAUUGAUCUUUGUAGGCACAUCUGUGGCAUAGAUUCCUUUUGGGGAUAUGUUUCUUAAUUGUCACAGAUUUUUAACAUGAGUUUCCUGGGUACUGAUUUCACACUUUUGGUAGGAUCUCUAUUGCUCUUACCUGUCUGGGCUAAACAGGGGCCCUGGGUUUCCAAGGAAAGGGGAAUCUUUGAUCCCUUCAUAAAAGGAUUGAGGGCCCUGCCAGAGUGAAAACAUUGGCCUGGUGGAUGGACAGAGGGUUGGAAGCAUCUUCAGACCUAGCUCUGACUUUGGGGAGGCCAAGUUGGAAAUUUCCAUCAUACCCAGCACCCCUGUCAUCCCAGGGACCCAGCACAGGUCUUUUAGCAGUCCACGAAAUGGGUUUUUAAACUGCACAGACUUGGCUCUGAGCCUGGGCACCUGAGGAUCCCGCCAGACAGUGCACUUUGGAAGAAGAUGUACGAGGAGCAGCUAAGCCAUUUGGGCUUGAACUCUGGGGAGGCAGAAACUCCCCCCACCCUCUGCCCUCUGUUGGCUGAUGGGACACCUAUUCGUAAUGUACACCAGUCUGUUUCCAAUCUUGCCUUUCUAGUGAUUGUUGGCCUCGACGAACCAGAAGUAAGGCCUUCCUUCGUGCUGCACCUUCAGAGCCAUUCUCCCUACUUUGUAAUGAAAAUCGAGGGGGCAGUUUGUGGGUCUUCACCACCCGGAGCUAAGGAACAGCAGCCACAGUAUGUUUGGAGACCUGGGGCACCUCGUGUCAUCGUGUGCUUGCCCUUCCCUGUCACACAUUGGCUUUCAGUGCUCUGUGAGCAACACACUUUGUCUCCACAGUCCUCAGAGUAUAGGGCAGGGUCCCCAGGCCAGGGAAGGAGCACCCUCUAGUGGAGUUGGGGUGAAUUCUCAGGUGCAAGAAUCUCCAGGAGCCACCUUUGCGACCUUGUACAGGAUUUUGGUGUACCUAUUGUGGUUUAAGACAGGUGGGUUGUCAAGGAACUUGGAGUACUUUCAUUCCGUGGAUGUGUACUCCAGGUGUGACCACCUUAAGAAAAGCCGAACUCCACGACCAAGUAAGUAGGAGAGUCUUGAUUUUAUAGAAAGCUUUGCUGCUGGGAUUUUUCCUGUCCUUUGCCCUGAUGAAUUUAAAUGGGUUUGAUUUGCAGGUUUGGCUCUACACUCACUGUUUUUGAAACACAUCAGUUGAAUAAAGUUGCUGUUUAUUUUAUUUAGAAAAUUACAUUUUGUAAAGGAAUUUGACAUUCAUUGUCAUAACUAAUAACCCUUUUUUUCUCAGGCCAGAGAUUCUGAAACACUGUUCCGAGACCAGGGGUGGGUUGGCUGCCUCGGCAGUAGCUGGG